GAUAUAUCUUAGUUCGUGAUUUUGCCAUAAUAUUAUAUCUUAGGCCAUGAAUGGCGUAUUGACGUAUGUGUGAAUAAAACAAUACUAUAUACAAAAAUAUUAAAAAGUUUCUUCUCUGAAGUCAGAUACUCAGAUUAUUAAUAUCUGUUUUUCAAUUCAAUUUUACAUACCUUUUUUAUUCAGCGAAAUUAUAAAUUUGCAGUAUUAUUUAAAUUUGUUCAUCAUUCCAUUUUUAAUAAGAAUAUAUUUUAAAUCAAGUGGAUAAUUUUAAAAUGUCAAACUUACGAAAAAUUAACAAAGAUCGUUUAAUCGCUUUUUUGAAACACUUGGAGAGUAAAAAUACUGGCGGGAUAUAUUCAGAUUGUUUAGUAAGUUAUUUUCAUUGUGAACCUUAUCAUCCAUUUAGAGUUGUUUAAUAUUUAAAUUUAAAAGUAUAUAUUUUUACAAUCUAAAGUUUCCUUUUGACAAAUUGUUUUAUUCUCUGUGAAAAAUGAAAAUAUAUGUUUUUAUUCACAUAUAUUUUUGAUUUUUAGUGCACAUUGAAGACAUUAUUGUAUACUUCUCCAAACUUUUCUUAUGACACUGCACUGAACACACACACUAAUGUACAAACCUUUUUUAAUUCUAUUAAUUUUGAAGCCAUUGAACCUGAACAUAUUAUCAAAUUAAAACCAAUACUCUAUCAAGCAGCAGAUAUUGAUGUGUAUGCACGUUACAUUAAAUCUAUUUUGAAUAAAAAUGACAAAAUAUGCAAUCCGAUUUUAAUGGAUAUUUGGACACAAUUAGGAUUACGCGUAUUGAAGUUACCUAUAUUUAUUCAUGAAAAGUGUAUUGAAGUUAAUCCUGUGAUAUUUGAAAAAACUAUUUUGUCUGCAAUAUCAUUGUGGCAAGUCCAAGAUUUAAUUGAUAUAUGUUUCAAAUCACCAUUGGUUUUCCAAACUUGCUCAAGUAUAUUCAAUGAAUUGUUAAUUAAAUUAAAUUUUUCAGACAGAUUUAUAGAUUUUUUGGUAAAUUUUAUAAACAACUUUUGCUCUCUCUGUGAGGAAAACAAUAUAGAUUUCAUUGAUUUCUAUCCUACAAAAUGUAAAAGUGUAUUAAUUCUGAGAGCUAUUAGCAAAAGUAAUUCUAGUGAACUAUCAAAAUGUUAUUUAAAUGAAGAAGUUAAAAAAUUAGUUUUAAAUUUUCCCAAAGAAUCCAUAUGUCUGUUCAGUCACUUUCCUGAUUUGUAUUUACCAAUUUAAAUUAUUGUGUGCUAUUUAAUUACCUACUCAAUUGUAAUACUUAUCCUUCAAUUAUAUAAUUAUACAAUUUUUAAAAUUUUUUUAUGAUCUAUUUAACUGUUUUCUAUUUUUGUAUACAUACCACAUAUUUUUAUGCCUGU
Cinara cedri is the source of this 1381-nucleotide messenger RNA. NCBI's taxonomy places the organism in Eukaryota, Metazoa, Arthropoda, Insecta, Hemiptera, Aphididae. The record is from the annotation of a GenBank genome assembly.